GGAAUUUCACAGAGUGCGCCAGCCAGGAGACGAGCCUCUGCUCACCGCAUCGACUUUGCGCGCCUUCUGCUAUCCCUGAAUGUUCAGGGCCACAGUUGGUGUCAUCCUUCCCACAAAUAGCCACACGUAAGCAUGGCAACAUUGCCCGGCGCGGCAGCCGCUGCGCCGGGCGCGAAUGCUGAAGUGGGCGUGCCUGAACCAAGCUUGGAGCCGCAGGAUGCACUCCAGCAACGCAUCGCCCUGGCAGAGGGACUUCUUGCUCUUAAUGAGGCGGAUGCAAUGCAAGCCUGGCAGCAGCUGCCGCGUGAGGCGCUGCUGGAGCAGGUCGCCAAGUACCGGGGUGCUGUGCGCGACAUGGCGUCGGCGCUUCGCUCCUCCACUCUCCCGGGCGGGGUCAGUGAGGGCGGCCUGCCCCACGCCGACGAGCUGCUGGUGCUCGGCCGCGACGUCGCCCACCACGCCGCCCUCGCCGUCUCCGCCGCGGCUGCGGCCGCAGCUGCCGGCGGCAGCGCCGGCGCCGCAGGCGCCGGCCCCGCCGCAGCCGACGACGACGCGGCAGCGGCGGCCGCAGCCGACCCCGACGCUGCCGCUGCGGGCGGCGAGUUCUCGCACCUGGGAGAGGAGGGCGUGGAUUACACCUUCGGCAACGUGGACGAGCUGGAUCCAUCCGAGUGGCAGGUGCCGCCGCACUGCGUGCCCAUCCACGCCAACGUGACCACCUUUGACUGGCCCUCGCUCUACAGCCACGCCCAGUUCGACGUCAUCAUGAUGGACCCGCCGUGGCAGCUUGCUACAGCCAACCCCACGCGCGGCGUGGCGCUGGGCUACAGCCAGCUGAACGACGACCACAUCAGCCGGCUGCCGGUGCCGCAGCUGCAGCGGCAGGGCGGCUACUUGUUCGUGUGGGUCAUCAACGCCAAGUACAAGUGGACCCUGGACCUGUUCGACAGAUGGGGAUACAGGCUGGUGGACGAGGUGGUGUGGGUCAAGAUGACGGUCAACCGGCGACUGGCCAAGAGCCACGGCUACUACCUGCAGCACGCCAAGGAGGUGUGCCUGGUAGCCAAGCGCGGCAACCCGCCUGUGCCCCCCGGGUGCGAGGGCGGCGUGGGCAGUGACAUCAUCUUCAGCGAGCGCCGCGGCCAGAGCCAGAAGCCCGAGGAGAUCUACCACCUCAUCGAGCAGCUGGUGCCAAACGGCCGCUACCUGGAGAUAUUCGCGCGCAAGAACAACCUGCGCAACUACUGGGUGUCCAUCGGCAACGAGGUCACAGGCACCGGGCUGCCUGACGAGGACAUGCAGGCGCUGCGUGAUCUUCACCACAUCCCCGGCGCCGUGUACGGCAAGAACGGUGGCGGCGGCGGCGGGCCCAGCAACGGCGGCGCAGCGCCGCCCGCCAGCCGCGGCCCCAGCGGUGGUGGUGCUGCCCCGCCGGCGGCGGCAAGAGCGGCAGCGGCCAAACCCCCGCUGCCGCUGGGACCGACUGCUGCAGCUGCAGCUGCGGCGUCUGCAGCCGCCUCGACGUUGGCCGAGGCAGCGGCGGCGGCGGCAGCAGCUGGUGCGGAUGGUGAAGUCCAACAGCAGGACGUGGACCUGCCUAUGCCCCAGGCGGAGGACGCUGGGGAUGCUUUGCCGACACCUCUGGCAGCGCCACCGCCGGCCGAGGUGGCGGCAGCUGCGCAGCGGCAGGGCGCUGGCGGAGCCGGAGCGGGGCCAGGGGCGGGGGAGCCGGAAGACGUGUCAAUAGGCUUGGGGAGCCUGCCGAGCUUGGGCAUGUUGGAGUCGGCAUUGCGCAGCGGCGGUGUUGGAGUCUGUGGCGGCGGUGGAGGGGCGCUAGAGACGUGCGCGCGGGGCGGCGGCGGCGGUGGCGGUGGCGGGCGGCCAAGUGUUGGGCCGGGGCUGAGCGGCCUGAGCGCGGGGCCGCUGCGCUUCGAUUGAAGCAUUUUGGGGCUGGGAGUGCUACGCGGGUGGCGAUUUGGGGUUCGAAGCUUAGCGGUUUGGUGUAUUCAUGGUGCAGCGGGUGGCCUAUUGGGGCUUGGGUGGGCCUGAGGUUCCCGGAUGUGUAUGUUGGGCAAGCCUGGGGCUGGUUGGCCUAUUAGCAGGAUGGGGGCAGCUUCAUGCGGGCGCGGGUGUGAGGUACCGGUAGAUUGCUGGUGUGGUCUACAGUCUACAGACACAAUCUUCUCCUCUUGGGCGGCCUAGGGUCGCGUUAACGUGGAGGAGAGAAAGAGCCGCGGAUGCACGCUUGCAUGAGGAACAGCGCCGUUUCGGAGAGCUGAGCAAGGGGGUCUCAAGAGUCUCUGGGCACAACACGUGGCACUUGAGGUUGGUGCCAGUAUUGAGUCUGGUGCCGACAGACAGUUCCUCGGUUUCCAGUAUCGCUCCGGGGUUCAGCCAUUGGGGGCGGGAGUGGGACAUGGAGUGGGGCUCUUCGCACCACGGGGGCAGCCCUGCCUCGCCCAGCAUGCCUUCUGCCUAUACAGUCCUUGCGCCUUCGGUUGCAGGCCUUCAGCGCCAGUCCUUGCGCUUGCGUUUGCAGUCCUGUUUCGUUGUCUGAACAGCCAAACGCGCAUGCGAUACGGUAUCUCCAUGACUCCAUCACUCCAUCAGGCCACCACUGUAAAUUGUUCCAUCGUCCAAAGGGCGGC
Messenger RNA from Chlamydomonas reinhardtii, 2648 nucleotides. RefSeq lists its product as uncharacterized. The record is from RefSeq and is a predicted model, not a curated record. Gene Ontology annotation, cellular component: RNA N6-methyladenosine methyltransferase complex. Lineage: Eukaryota; Viridiplantae; Chlorophyta; Chlorophyceae; Chlamydomonadales; Chlamydomonadaceae. Bases 133 to 1938 code for a protein of 601 amino acids. The transcript has 5 exons.